CAUGCAUACAUAUAUUUCAUAAAUAUUUGCUUUCAAUUCUAAAAAUGUCACGUAAAAUAUCCCACAUGGAUAUGAAUCCAAAGUAUAUGCGCGCGUUUCAAAUCGCCCACAAGAAAUCCAUAGCAAAUGCCCAGAGUAAAGUCGAUAUGAAGCCCACCAAAUUAAUGACCAAUACUUUUCUGAAUGUCAAUAAAUUGAAAGACGAUUUUAUGGCCAGCAAAAGAAUACUGGACAGCAAUAUACAGCUGUUGAGAAGAAUUAACCACAUACAAAGGACUCAUGGCAAGAUCGACAAUUACAAUAAAUAUAAGGGUCAAAGAUCCACCUACCUUGAGAGAGCUAAUAAGCGCAUAGAGGAAAUCCAAAAGGAAAAUUUGGCAUUAGGUUGUCGAUUGCUGAAGGUUAAAUCCUCUUUGGAUACGCGCCGAAGUGAAGGACUGUUGCAAAUGAAGAGGCAUCCAAUUCGGUUAAAUGAUAACAUGGUUAUAGCUUACAUGAGUGCUACCCACAUUCCAGAGAGAUCUAUUAUGGAAGCACUAUUAAGGCCCCAUAUCUAUUUGGAUCUCUACGUUAAGAAUCUAAGACCUUUGGGUCGACUAAACCUACUCCUCUAUGCCGAAGCAUGUCCCGACUUGGUAUUAGAGUUUGUGCGCAUAUGCACAUACCAUGCAAGCGAAAAAUUGCAAUUUAUGCGUAUAUUUCCUUCCUUGUGGAUUGAAGGCAAGUUAAUGGUGGAAAAUAGUGCCCUCCAUGGCAAGCAUUAUGAAUACAGCCACACCGAGAGCUUGAAUCAUUCACAAAAUAUUGGAGUUCUUUCAUUUUCCAGCAACAAUUUGAAAGGUUUUCCUUCUGGCUGCUUGAGCUUUACCAUCAGCUUUAAAACUUUGCCUAUUUCGCAAAACGAACGCAUUCCAUUUGGUGUCAUUAGCAAUGGUUUGAAGAUUUUGAAUUCUUUGCCCGAUUAUGGCUCUAAAAAUGGAAAAACCAAAAAGGAAAUUAUAGUUGUAGAUUGUGGCGUUUUGUAAAGUUUAACACCGGUAUUCACACAACUUAAUGUAGAGUUGAAAUAGGAUUAUUUGACAGAUUUCCUUCAUGGAACUGUCAAAUUAAUCUGUUUAAGGCUUCAUUAAGAUUUGUGGAUAAAAGCCAAAUAUUUUGAUUUCGAGAUAGAAAUAAACCUAUGACAAAAAAAGAAA
Molecule: messenger RNA, 1196 nt
Organism: Stomoxys calcitrans (stable fly)
Lineage: Eukaryota; Metazoa; Arthropoda; Insecta; Diptera; Muscidae
Product: peptidyl-prolyl cis-trans isomerase E
Exons: 1
Coding region: 45-1025 (326 amino acids)
Biological process (GO): protein peptidyl-prolyl isomerization; sperm axoneme assembly
Molecular function (GO): peptidyl-prolyl cis-trans isomerase activity
Source: RefSeq, a predicted model, not a curated record